AUGUCUGGCUUGCAAUCUAUGUCUUUACUGGAACUAGUAGGGUUGGAAGGGUGGGGCACAUAUAGGAAUGAAGUGGGCCACUUCUGGAGGCUAAUAAGUGAAGAUAAUGUUGAUAUGGCUUCUUCUUGGAUAGGUGGAAUCCAUCCCUGGGCCUUGAUGGAACAGGCAGGACUCAGAUGGACCAAAGUCUGGAAGAAGAUUAGGCAAGUCUAUGUUAAUAUUCAAACUGAGGAAACUCUACAGGAGUUGUACAGAGGUUUAUAUACUGGAGGACAUAUGAGGGGAUUAGUGCAUGGAUCUGGACCAAUAGUAGACUGGAGGUCUGGAGGCAUGGAUAAGGUGACAGGACAUUGGAAUACAAAAGAAUGGAAGUUGUGGUCUGAGCUUCUAUCUUUCUCAGAGCUCAAGGAAAGUCACAGCAGGGUGAACAUGGGUGACAAGCUCUAUGAUAUCUUAAAGAAGUAUAAUGUCACAUACAAAACUCAGAACUUGACCUCCAACAAUGUCACAUUGAAUGACAAAAGUGCCUGGAUUCUCACCAACAAGCUGAAAGCUGAUGGAGUAAAAUUCAUAGAGAACAAUGCUUAUAGUGGCCAAGGGGAGAUUGAUUCCAAUCUCAAUGACAAGGAUACUGAGGAAGAAAUUGAGGCUCUUAUGCAAUAUAUUGACAAUGCAGCUGCAAACUUUAUCGCAAAGGCUGUCAUCAAAUUCACAAAUAAUGCAGAUGACUCUGAUGAAGUCCCAAACAUCAAUAAGAACCAGCAAAACUAUUCAAGCUACAAGUUCUCUGAAGACAAGUGGAAGCUGCUUAAUCUUAUUAAGAAGAUUGCAGCAUCAAUUCAGGAAGAUUUCACUGCAGAGUACUACUGA
Molecule: messenger RNA, 870 nt
Organism: Suillus subalutaceus
Lineage: Eukaryota; Fungi; Basidiomycota; Agaricomycetes; Boletales; Suillaceae
Exons: 10
Coding region: 1-870 (289 amino acids)
Source: RefSeq, a predicted model, not a curated record